AUGCCCUCUACCAUUUCUGUCAAAUUAGUAGCGGCUGAGACAUUGUACAAAAGAGAUGUCUUCAGAUCUCCAGACCCCUUUGCUGUGUUAACCAUCGAUGGUUAUCAAACAAAAUCCACAAGUGCUGCAAAGAAAACUCUAAAUCCAUAUUGGAAUGAAACGUUUAAAUUUAAUGACGUCAGUGAAAGUUCUAUUUUGACUAUUCAAGUCUUUGAUCAAAAGAAAUUCAAAAAGAAAGAUCAAGGUUUCUUAGGUGUCGUCAAUGUUAGAGUUGGUGAUGUUUUAAGCCAUCUAGAUGAUAAUUCAUCUCGUAAUAGUUCUCGUGAAGAAACAAUCACAAGGGAAUUGAAGAAAUCAAAUGAUAAUUUGGCUGUUAGUGGUAGAUUGAUUGUAGUUUUAUCAAAGGAUCAAUCUCCCUCUUCCGCUUCACGUGGUCACACAAGUCACACAACUGCUUCCAAUUCGACAAGCACUUCAACUGCAGCAGGUACUCAUUCAUCCUCUCACAAUCAUGCCUCUAGAACAAAUACCAAUUCCUCCACUGCGCCUGGUUCUGCAGCAGCAGCAAAUAAUCAUUUGAAUAAUGUCCCUGCAUCCCGUACAAACUCUCAUACUCCAAGACCAACUCCUCAAGCUAUUGAAAAUACUUUACAUACGGGUGCUCAUACAACUUCUACUACAACAAAUGGUACUUCCACUACAACUACAACUGGUGCUGCUGCCGCUGGUGCUUCAAAUGCAAAUAAUGCAAGACAAUAUUCUUCCUUUGAAGACCAAUAUGGCCGUCUACCUCCUGGUUGGGAAAGAAGAACUGAUAAUUUUGGUAGAACUUAUUAUGUGGAUCAUAAUACAAGAACUACCACUUGGAAACGGCCAACUCUAGAUCAAACUGAAACUGAAAGAGGCAAUCAAAUGAAUGCAAACACAGAAUUGGAAAGAAGACAACAUAGAGGAAGAACAUUACCGGGCUCAUUAUCGUCAGAAUCUACCGGUACAAGUGUGACCGUACAAACUAAUCCAAAUGCUACAACGCCUGCUAUAAAUGGUGCAGCAGCGGCUACUUUCUCAAUGACAAAUGCUACCACUUCAGGUUUGGGUGAAUUACCUUCAGGGUGGGAACAAAGAUUCACUCCAGAAGGGAGAGCUUAUUUCGUUGAUCAUAAUACAAGAACCACUACUUGGGUCGAUCCAAGAAGACAACAAUAUAUUCGUACAUAUGGUCCAACAAACACAACUAUUCAACAACAGCCUGUAUCACAACUAGGACCAUUGCCAUCAGGUUGGGAAAUGAGAUUAACAAACACUGCUCGUGUUUACUUCGUAGAUCACAAUACAAAAACUACCACUUGGGAUGAUCCAAGAUUACCUUCCUCCUUAGACCAAAAUGUUCCACAAUACAAGCGUGAUUUCAGACGUAAGGUAAUUUAUUUCAGAUCACAACCAGCUCUUAGAAUAUUACCAGGUCAAUGUCACAUUAAAGUACGUAGAAAGAAUAUUUUUGAAGAUGCUUAUCAAGAAAUUAUGAGACAAACUCCUGAAGAUUUAAAGAAAAGAUUAAUGAUUAAAUUCGAUGGUGAAGAAGGUUUAGAUUAUGGUGGUGUUUCAAGAGAAUUUUUCUUUUUAUUAUCACAUGAAAUGUUUAAUCCAUUCUAUUGUUUGUUCGAAUAUUCCGCUCAUGAUAAUUAUACAAUCCAAAUCAAUCCAAACAGUGCAAUUAACCCAGAGCAUUUGAAUUACUUCAAGUUUAUUGGUAGAGUCGUAGGGUUAGGUGUCUUCCAUAGAAGAUUUUUGGAUGCCUUUUUCGUCGGUGCAUUAUAUAAAAUGAUGCUACGUAAGAAAGUUGUAUUACAAGACAUGGAAGGUGUUGACAAUGAAGUUUAUAACUCUUUGAAAUGGAUAUUAGACAACAGCAUAGAAGGUAUUUUAGAUUUAACUUUUAGUGCUGAUGAUGAAAGAUUUGGUGAAGUUAUAACAGUUGAUUUGAAGGAGAAUGGUAGAAAUAUCGAAGUUACUGAUGAAAAUAAAAAAGAAUAUAUCGAACUAUUUACACAAUGGAAGAUUGUUGAUAGAGUUCAAGAACAAUUAAAAGCAUUUAUGGAUGGUUUCAAUGAAUUGAUACCGGAAGAUUUGGUUACCGUCUUUGAUGAACGUGAAUUAGAAUUAUUGAUUGGUGGUAUUGCUGAAAUAGAUAUCGAAGAUUGGAAAAAACAUACUGAUUACCGUGGUUAUCAAGAAUCUGACGAAGUCAUUCAAUGGUUCUGGAAAUGUGUUGGUGAAUGGGAUAAUGAACAAAGAGCCCGUCUAUUACAAUUCACAACAGGUACUUCUCGUAUUCCAGUCAAUGGUUUCAAAGAUUUGCAAGGUUCCGAUGGUCCAAGAAGAUUCACCAUUGAAAAGGCUGGUGAAUCAAACCAAUUACCUAAAUCACAUACUUGUUUCAAUAGAGUUGAUUUACCACCAUAUACUGAUUAUGAUUCAAUGAAGCAAAAGCUGACAUUGGCAGUCGAAGAAACUAUUGGAUUUGGUCAAGAAUGA
Henningerozyma blattae CBS 6284 is the source of this 2535-nucleotide messenger RNA. RefSeq names its product NEDD4 family E3 ubiquitin-protein ligase (gene RSP5). NCBI's taxonomy places the organism in Eukaryota, Fungi, Ascomycota, Saccharomycetes, Saccharomycetales, Saccharomycetaceae. The transcript has a single exon. Gene Ontology annotation, molecular function: ubiquitin protein ligase activity; protein binding. The coding region runs from base 1 to 2535 and encodes 844 amino acids. Gene Ontology annotation, biological process: ubiquitin-dependent protein catabolic process. The record is from RefSeq and is a predicted model, not a curated record.